Messenger RNA from Gongylonema pulchrum, 357 nucleotides. The record is from the annotation of a GenBank genome assembly. Lineage: Eukaryota; Metazoa; Nematoda; Chromadorea; Rhabditida; Gongylonematidae.
AUGUUGCUGUAUGGGCGAAGCAAAGAACUGCGUAAUGUUCUUAUUGGCCUUAUCGAAAAAUUGCCAAAAGAUUCUCCGAUUAUCGCUUCUGUGGAAGAUCCGUUCAAUAACUUAGUACAAGAAGCUGCAGUUUGUGCCGUUAAAGCCGAAACAGGGUCAUAUGGGAAGAGAUGUUGGCUGGAAUCAUUUCGAAAAACACCAUGGGUAAGUGAUGCAACAUAUUAUACGAAGAUGAGUGAUGAAGGCUGUGGAAGCUGGAGGAUGCGCGCAGUUGAGAUGCGAAUGGGGCAGCGGCUUUUUGGCAUAAUAGUUGGUGACAUAAAAGUCUGUGCAGAACAGUGCGUAUCUCUACGCUAA